GGCUCUCCAAAUCAGAUAAAUAGAUAGAUAGAUAGAUAGAUAGAUAGAUAGAUAGAUAGAUAGAUAGAUAGAUAGAUAGAUAGAUAGAUAGAUAGAUUGAUUGAUUGAUUGAUUAUUGGAGAAAAGACAUCAGUAAUUACAUUGAAUGAAGAUAAUCGCCUUUUUAAUAAUGACAAAUAAUGUCGAAAAAUGUUGACAAAUCUGGAAAGGGCCUACAAUAUUUUGACGUGGUGGUGAACUAGAAUAAGCAUUAGAAAAUAUGGAGGAGACUUUCUUCCCCUCUUCAAGUUUGCCUUCAACUCACGUGACGAAAGUGCGAAUCGAAAGCCAACGACAGUCGGCUGCACAGUUUUGUUUCUUACAGGAGCAGACUUCCAUGAUCGAUCCUCCAAUCCAUGAACUGGUCUUCUUAAGUGCUUCUUCUUGAUAUUUCAUACUGAAGAAAUAUCACCAAACAUUACGAACCUCGGAGCUGACUGGGGAGCAGCUGAAAACGGCAGAGACCCUGUUGAAAAGAUAUUUACCGCGGUCACAGCCGGCGUGUAAACUCGUACAAUAUUGUAAACAGACUAAUGCAAAUCGAUGAUCGCUACAAUUGACUUUUAUGUCGUCGGCGUCACUUUUGAAAGUACACUGCCUCACUAAUAACUGAUCAAACUAUUAGUUGUAUUAGUUGUAUAUGUAAGUUAUUUGUUUCAUUUUUAAGGUUUACGGUACUUUGGUCCUCAGAAACAGAGUCAGAUCAGACCCUGUAAAGGUUUUAGUGGACAGAUGGCCAGAGUUCAAUGUUAUCCUCAGCAAACCACAAUAUGAACAGGAGGGUGAUCUCUUCAAAGACGUACUGGUUUUUGCAAACGAUGAAGUUAUGCUCAAGGAAACCAUAAGGAAGUCGUCUGUUAUUGAUUGGACCUUGUUCCUUUGUGUUGGAAUUGAUCUUCGCCAUGCAGAGAUAUUCACAGCUGUGGCAUCAGAAAAAAACGCACCCAGCAAAAAAAGGGCCGUGUGUCACAUGAUGAUUCUAGAGGAUGUAUCCAAGCUUCCCUCUCUAGACAGCAUCAACCCAGGGAUCUGCCUAAGUUGUCUGGAUGAAUCUCACAUUGGCUUAGUGAAUCAGACAUGGAAGUUUGGAAAGAAUGAGGCUGCUAUGAGGAUGAUGCACAACAUGACUGCAAACUUCCCCUCCUGCUGUGUGCUGGAUGCAGAGAGAAAGCCUGUGUCCUGGAUCCUGACCUAUUCGUCGUGUGCCAUGGGGAUGUUGUACACUCUGCCAGAGCACAGAGGGAAAGGCUACGCCAAAGUCCUGGUCGGCACCAUGGCCAGAAGACUCCUUGCUGAGGGCUACCCAGUCUACUGCUUCAUAGAGGAGGAGAACACGGUCUCCUACAGGCUCUUUAAAAACUUGGGCUUUACUGAAAAUCCCUCGUACAGGGAAACCUGGUUUGCAUUCAAUGAUAUUUAGAUACUUCAAUA
Molecule: messenger RNA, 1470 nt
Organism: Seriola aureovittata
Lineage: Eukaryota; Metazoa; Chordata; Actinopteri; Carangiformes; Carangidae
Exons: 4
Coding region: 866-1459 (197 amino acids)
Cellular component (GO): mitochondrion
Molecular function (GO): glycine N-acyltransferase activity
Source: RefSeq, a predicted model, not a curated record